AUGCCAGAAACUAUGACUGAAAAUGAAAAUAUUUUAAGUCUUAUUUCAAUUGAAGUACUUAUAAGUCAAGUUAAUAUUGAUCUUAAUAUUGAAUGUCAUUUGCCAUGUAUAGUUUUUCGUUUGCUUGACUAUCCAGCUGUAUUAAUACCAUAUUUUGAUCAAUGGCAAAUUGAUGAAUUUCAUAAUUUAAAACGUGACUAUCCUAAUUUAUCAUGGCGUCAAUUACUUUCAGAUCAAUUUUAUGAACUUCGUGGGGCUAAUGGAAACUUUAAUUUUAAACGUGGAAAAUCAUGUUUAUUUAAAACUUACUUUAAAACAUUAUAUACACAUUUAUUAAAUGUUCCACUUUUUCUUUUACUUAUUGAUCAAAUUAAUGAUAAAGGUAUGAAUGAUAAUACAACACAAUUUAUUGGUAGUUGUAAUAUUAAAUUAAAUGAAUUAAUUGAAAUAUUAAAUCAAUCAAUUAUUAAAAAUGGUUAUGAUAUACCACUUGUUGAACAACAAACAUUUCAUUGUACACUUUUUAAUUUAAUGGGAACACGUAUUGGUACUUGUGAUGCUGCUGUUCGUUUUUGUCAUUAUGGAACAACCAUUUUAACACAUUUACCUAUGCUUGAUGAUGCAGUUGUUAUAACAAAAACAGAUAAAGAAGUUCCCACAACGACUAAAAAACAAGUUACUGAAUUAUUAGCACCACAUCCAUCAGCACUACUACCACCACCACCGCCAGCAGCAGAUACAAUUGUUAAACAUAUUCAUUUUGUUAAUGAAAAGAAAGAUGUUGGUUUACAGUUAUCACGUAGUGAUCUUCCAUCAUCAUCAAAUAAUAAUAAAUCAGCUCAAACACGUUGGACAAGUACAAAAUCUCAUCCAACAGGAUAUCAUCAUUCAAAAGGUCGAUAUUUACGUACAAUUGAAGAUCCGUCACUUGAUGAUCCAUUAAUUGCUUCUUAUCAGCCACCACCACUUUAUUUUAAUUCAAAUUCUGACUUUCUUCAAAUGAUGACACCAGUCAACGCUAAAUAUAUGGAUGAAGCAAAGGAGAAUCGUUUAUCUUAUCUUGCAUCAAUUCCUAUCGCUAGUUUUAAUGAUGAAUUUGAUGUUGAUGAUGAAAAUGAAGAUAUUAAUAAUAAACAGCAACAACGAAAAUUAAAAUCUGCACAUAGUGUUCGUUUUAAUUUAUCAUCAUCAUCACCACCACCGCCAUCAGUGGUUUCUCCUCAAAGAAAAAUAAUAGCGAAAAAACAAUUAUUAACAAAGGACUUUCUACAUAAUUUUCCACUUCUUCGUGCAUUAGUUGAAGAAGCUUUAGCCUUACAAGAACAUCAACAAAAUCUACCCAUAUCAAUUAAAGAUACUCAUUUAACUGAACGAUCACAUUCAGCUGAACAAAAAGAACAAGAAAAAUUAAAACGAACUCCAAUACGACCUAAAUCAGCAACAAAUAUUCGUUCUGUUCGAACAAAAUCUGUUAUUGUAACAAGAAAUAUUAAAAAUACUCGUCAACUUUAUCCACCAUCACCAGACACACGACAAAUGGUAGUUACAAAAACUGAUGUACGAAAUUUAGUUGAUCGUCUUUCCAAACCAAAAUUUAAUAAACGACUUGAACGAGAAAUUGCUUUAGCUAAACAGAUGACAACAAUCGAAGAAACUGUUUCGACUCCUCGUCUUCCACCAAAGCCAACAUCCGUUCAACCGAUCACUACUUAUAAGAAUAUUGUCGUACAAAAACCACCACUUUCUUAUGGUACUACACGUGCCCAUCGAUUGUAUGCUGAAUUUUCUCGAGCUCGUCGUGCUGCAUAUGAAAUUCAAACGACCACACCACCGAAGUCUCCAAUAUCACCACGAAAAGAAUCAUCAUCAAAUGGCCGUAUUCUUCCACCAUCACCUCAAUUACUUAAUACGGGCACACUCUCACAUUUUUCUCUUCUUAAUAAAGUUGAUAUCGAUAGUGCAACUAUAGAUAGAAAUAGUAUACAACAAUCAUCAUUAGAACAAAUGCAGCAAAAAACUGGGCCAACUAUGAAGUCAUCAUCAACAACAAGUCAAGAUGCAUCAAAAGAAUUAAGUCAAUCCUCAUCAUCAUCAUCAUCAACACCAACAGCUGAACCAACAAUGCCUGAACAAGAACGACCAAAUAAUGGACAAUAUGAUUUAGGAUUUUCAAUUACUGAUGUUACUGAUUAUUUCACUGAUGGUGGUAAUGACUCAAGUACUCGACCAUCAACAAGACAAUCUACAUGA
Messenger RNA from Rotaria sp. Silwood1, 2250 nucleotides. NCBI's taxonomy places the organism in Eukaryota, Metazoa, Rotifera, Eurotatoria, Philodinida, Philodinidae. The record is from the annotation of a GenBank genome assembly.